AUGAAACUCAACAGAGUGUUCCUCUGCGCAGUUUUCAUCUGCGCGCUGGUCCCUAAUUGGGUACCCCAAAGCUGCAAUGUGCUCUGCGAAAGUAAUGAAGGAAAAGUAGAGGAGAAAGAGAGUAAAGAAGAACCAAAGAAAGAUGCAGAUAACAUCCCAGAAAUUUCCGACAGUGAAAAACCAACUUCAGGCAUAGAACAACAUCAGUACCAAACGGAGGUUACCAGAAUGAUGGAUAUAAUUGUGAAUUCCUUAUACACGCAGAAGGAGGUAUUCCUAAGAGAACUAAUUUCCAAUGCAGCGGACGCGUUGGAGAAAAUACGAUUCUUGUCUCUGUCGGAUGAAAAUGUAUUAGGAGAGGAGAAAAAAUUGGAAAUAAGAAUAUCAGCCAACAAGGAGAAGAACAUUUUAUCCAUCACGGACACAGGUAUAGGUAUGACAAAGGAAGACCUGAUUAACAACUUGGGAACGAUUGCCAAGUCAGGCACAUCAAACUUUUUGGAAGCUAUAUCAAAAAGUGGAGGUGACAUGAGUCUGAUAGGUCAAUUCGGGGUAGGGUUUUACUCUGCAUUUUUAGUGGCAGACAAGGUAAUCGUGUACACGAAGAAUAAUAAUGAUGAGCAGUAUAUCUGGGAAUCUACCGCUGACGCUAAAUUUACCAUUUAUAAGGACCCCAGAGGAUCUACCCUUAAGAGAGGAACGAGAAUAUCGUUACACUUGAAGGAGGACGCCACCAACUUGAUGAAUGACAAAAAGUUGGUAGACUUAAUUUCCAAGUACAGUCAGUUCAUUCAAUACCCAAUUUAUCUGCUACAUGAAAAUGUGUACACGGAGGAAGUACUGGCCGAUAUAGCCAAGGAAAUGGAAAACGAUCCGAACUAUGACAGCGUUAAAGUGGAGGAGACGGAUGACCCAAACAAAAAGACAAGAACUGUAGAGAAGAAAGUAAAAAAAUGGAAACUAAUGAAUGAACAGAAACCUAUUUGGUUAAGGCCACCCAAAGAGUUAACCGACGCAGAUUACAAGAAAUUCUUCAGUGUACUAUCCGGCUUCAAUGAUGAACCCCUGUAUCAUAUACACUUCUUCGCAGAGGGAGAAAUCGAAUUUAAGUGUUUAAUAUACAUCCCGUCCAGAGCUCCAUCCAUAAAUGACCACUUGUUCACCAAACAGAAUUCCAUCAAAUUGUACGUUAGGAGAGUUCUUGUAGCAGACGAGUUUGUGGAAUUCCUCCCCAGAUAUAUGAGCUUUGUAAAGGGAGUUGUAGACAGUGACGAUCUCCCUCUUAACGUGUCGAGAGAGCAAUUACAACAGAAUAAAAUUCUAAAAGCUGUGUCGAAAAGAAUUGUCAGAAAAAUCCUGGAUACCUUCCGAACCCUGUACUUGAAUGGAAAAAAAAACAAGGAGGAAUUAAGAGCAGAACUAGCCAAAGAAACGGAUGAGGAGAAAAAAAAAGAUAUCCAAAAAAAAAUUAAUGAACCCAGUACGUACAAAUUAAUAUACAAAGAGUACAGGAAGUAUUUAAAAACAGGAUGUUAUGAGGAUGAUAUCAACAGGAAUAAAAUUGUUAAGUUACUUUUAUUCAAAACCAUGUUACACCCCAAGAGUAUUUCAUUAGAUACUUACAUAGAAAAUAUGAAACCCGACCAGAAGUUUAUCUACUAUGCUUCUGGAGAAUCGUAUGAAUAUUUGUCAAAAAUUCCACAAUUGCAGAUUUUCAAAAAGAAGAAUAUCGAUGUUGUCUUUUUAACCGAGUCCGUGGAUGAAUCCUGUGUUCAGAGGGUACAAGAAUAUGACGGAAAAAAAUUCAAGUCCAUUCAGAAGGGAGAAAUUACCUUCGACUUAACAGAAGAUGAAAAAAAAAAAGAGGAAAAAGUAAAAAAAAUGUACAAGGCAUUAAUUGAUGUCAUUUCGGAUACCUUGAGAAAUCAAAUCUUCAAGGUGGAAAUUUCGAGAAGACUUGUUGACGCUCCGUGUGCGGUCGUCUCCACAGAAUGGGGAUUAUCAGGACAAAUGGAAAAACUCAUGAAGAUAAAUGUUAAUAAUUCAGACCAAAUAAGAGCUAUGAGUGGUCAAAAAAUUUUAGAAAUAAAUCCUGACCAUCCAAUCAUGAUAGACUUGUUAAAAAGAUCAGUUUCCAAUCCAAAAGAUUCUCAAUUAACUGAAAGCAUUAAAAUUAUUUACCAGUCUGCGAAAUUGGCAUCAGGCUUUGACCUGGAGGACACUGCAGAUUUAGCGCAAAUUGUGUAUGACCACAUUAACCAGAAGCUGGGUGUAGACAACAACCUCAAGAUUGAUGAUUUGGACCCAGCUAUCUUCGAGACCAAGAAAUUGGAACAGGAGGACUCUGGCGAUGGACAGAAGUUCCAUGAGGAGAUCAACAUCGACGACGAGAUACAGAAGCAGGAUUCCGCGACCGAGUCCUCUUCGAAGAACGACGAAUUGUAA
This is a messenger RNA of Plasmodium knowlesi strain H, 2445 nucleotides long. RefSeq names its product endoplasmin, putative. The record is from RefSeq and is a predicted model, not a curated record. Bases 1 to 2445 code for a protein of 814 amino acids. Gene Ontology annotation, cellular component: perinuclear region of cytoplasm; protein-containing complex; cytosol. Lineage: Eukaryota; Apicomplexa; Aconoidasida; Haemosporida; Plasmodiidae. The transcript has a single exon. Gene Ontology annotation, molecular function: ATP-dependent protein folding chaperone; ATP hydrolysis activity; ATP binding. Gene Ontology annotation, biological process: protein stabilization; protein folding; cellular response to heat.